Molecule: messenger RNA, 3329 nt
Organism: Stegodyphus dumicola
Lineage: Eukaryota; Metazoa; Arthropoda; Arachnida; Araneae; Eresidae
Product: lysosomal cholesterol signaling protein-like
Biological process (GO): intracellular signal transduction; transmembrane transport; negative regulation of BMP signaling pathway
Cellular component (GO): membrane
Source: RefSeq, a predicted model, not a curated record
CGCUGCGGAUACGCGCAAUAUCAUCUGUCGUCUGGAGAUUCACGAUAACGCUAGACAUGAUGAUUCGUUUUGACCUUGAAUUCAUUUUGAAUAGGAAGUGACAGAUUUUGUGCCUAUUAAUAGGAUAUAACGAUAGGCUACAAUCUCAUGAAAAAGAAAAGAGAUAUAUUUGCCAUUUUGGGUAGCGUAUAAAAAAAAUUUGACCGGCUAGGUCGCCCUUCUUGCAAAAUACUGAUACUGCAACACAACGUUUUGUCUAAAUAAUUGGCUGGCGUGGAUAGAAAAUAUUAUUUAAGCUUCGGAAUUGUUUGAAAAUAACAAUUUUUAUUCAUGUAUCAUUAUUUAAUUUAAAUUUAUAUCUUAUAAGAAGAGGGAAGGCCUGUCAGCGAAUGUAUUUUCAUCUCGUGAAUUUCACCUACAGCUGUCAUUACAUAAUAGCAGUAAGUAGGACAAGUUAUUAAAUCGAGCGGUGAGCCAUCGAAGCCGAGUGCGAUUAAUUAUUAUGUAACUGCUCAAUUUCAUGCACAAUAAAUUUUUAAAUGGGUUAAAAUGUGCUGAAGAGUAUUUCAGGAUUUGGAGAACUAUUCAAAAAUGAAACCUAGAAUUUCUGUAGACGAAACUUUACUCCCAGCUCUGCUGCAGUGCUUUGGAAUAAUAUUUUUAGGUUACCUGCUGGGAAGAACGAAAGUUUUACGUAGUCACGAAGCUAGUGGAUUAUCAAAAUUUGUACAGUAUUUAUCUCUACCUGCUUUGAUAUUUGUUGAAAUAUCAACUACAGCUUUUACAACUGUAAAAUGGGAAUUUAUUGCAGCAGUUUUUGUUACUAAAGCAUGCAUUUUUGCUUGUGUUUCUUUAAUGGCUAUAAUAUUAACCCAUCCUCCUCAUCUAGGAAAAGUUGGCAUUUUUGCAAUUGCUGUAACACAAAGCAAUGAUUUUGCUCUUGGUUAUCCUCUUCUCAUGUCACUGUAUGGUAAUACACAUCCCAAAUAUCCAGCAUAUGUUUAUAUAAUAGCUCCUAUUCAACUCUUAAUAUUUAACACAAUUGGAUUCUUUUUAAUAGAAACUGAAAAGCAUGAUAGUGAAGGUUCAAGAAGAUAUCAUUUUUUCAGCAUCCUGAAACGAACUAUUAUGAAUCCUGUUGUACUUAUGACUCUAACUGGUUUAAUUUGGAAUGUUACUUAUGGGCAAGAAAUGUUACCAAUUUUUAACUCAAUUUUAAAAGCUUUCAGUUCUGCUUUCCCCGCCACCGCUCUACUUUUAGUUGGGUAUACAAUGUCUAAAAAGAGUGAAACAUAUGAAAACCAAAUUCCUUUGACUGUAGUGCUUCUUGUGCUCAUGAAAAAUUUAGUUUCCCCUAUUCUAUUCCAGAAAUUUUCAGCACUUAUGCUAGAGGGAAGCACAGACAGAGAGAUAGAAGAUUUUAGUUGUUUUGGCUUCUUAUAUGGAACAAUACCAACUGCACCAACUGUUUAUGUUUUUGCUACACAGUAUGAAAUAUGUGUUGAUAUAAUAACAAAAACCAUCAUUAGCAGCACACUAUUUUCAGCCCCUCUGAUGUUUGCUUCAGCAUCUGCAAUUUCUCUUACACAAAUGGGCAUCAAAAACACAACAUUUUACAUAAGCCAAACAAUCAGUUAUUUGGGUUGUGCAAAUUUAUUUACUUGCAUGUGGUUGCUAGUGUUAUUUUUACUUGGAAGGCAUUGGAAAAGCAUAAAUUUUAAUGUAACACUCCAUCUUGUUGUUACACAAACUUUAACUGCAAUUGGGGGCCUGCUAUUAUUUUUUUCACCUCAAGAACAUACAGUAAUGUUCUAUGCUCAGUAUAUAAUCACCACUGGCAGUAUAUAUGCAACUCGAAUGUGCACUGUAUUACUUGCUGUUCUACUUCUUCUUGCAAGAUGGAGAAGUUUGUGUUAUAUUUUACAAAUAAAAAAUCAUAUUUCAACAUUAUCGAUAGUAAUAUGUUACAUAUUGCCCUAUGCAAUUGCAGCUGCUUUAUUAAUUAAAAAAGGAUCCUCACCUUAUGACCCAGUCUUUCAGUUAGGGUUCAUUCAGAUUCUUUCGACAUUUAUUUUAACAUUAAUAUGUUUGUUUAGCACAAUACUUUGCCUUAUUUCACAGCAUGUUUGCUUCAGAAAGAGACUAAACAAGUAUAAUCAAACUUCAUAUCAACAAUAUACAUCACCUCACCAUUCUUCAAAUCCUAAUACUACUUUAAAUAAUAUGUGUACUGACAUUGAAGACUUGGGUAAAAACAGAGGUGAAAGUUUUGCAGAUGAAACUGAAGAUCUGAUUUCUGAUGCUAUUAGUCAAAGACUGUGUGAUUCAAGCUAUCAGUGUAGUAAUGAACGAAGAAGGUUGUGUACGAUUGAAGUAACAAACUAUAUUCACCAACAAGAAAAAAUAGGAUUGUAUGAUGACCAACAAAUUUUAAAACACACAGCCCUGUUAAUUACACUGAGUAUAGCAAUGACACUUAGUUUAGCAGUCUGUGUAUGGAAACUCAUGAGAGAAGAUAUAAAUGGCAUCUAUAUAGAACUUGAGUUUCUAGACAUUAUAAUGAGUUACAGUGGGGGAAUUGUAUGUUUUUUUGUUUUUGGAUUAGAUAGAGGAUUCUUAGAUAUAAUACAAGCAAAAUGGUUAAAACUGAAACAUUAUUACGAGAAUUUUUACUACAAUGAAUCUACAUCUUCACCUAGAGUUUGUGAAGAGUUUAUGUUGCUAUAUUAUGAAAAAUGUAAAAUGGAAAUUGCACAAAUUAUCACUUUCAAUGGCACUUCCAAUAGUCAUGCAUUUAUAGGGCCAGACUUGAUAGAAUGGCUUCUAGAAGCAGGCAUUGCUAGAGAGGACAAAGAUGCUGAAAUAUAUUGUAAAAAUCUUUUGCAAGGACAUGUGAUACAAAACUUAAAUGGAAAUGAAAAUUUUUUUGACAGUUCAUCGUUAUUUAUAUUUAUAGGUACACCCAUAUAAAACUCCAAAGUUUUAGCGCAAACAUGGUACCUGAAAUAACAGUUCAUUAUUUCUUAUUUUUUCUUUUUUAAUUAUCAGUAACAUAAUUUUAACAUCCAAGCUCAAUAUUUCUUGUUCCUUUCCAAUACUGUGAAUAAUUUUAGAAUUUAACAACCAAAAUUUCUAUAUUAAAUUAUAUCUCUUUAAUCUACAAAAUUUAUUAACUUUUUUUUUUUUUUUUCAAGUUACUGUUUUCUUUUCCAUGAAAAGUUGCACAGUUGUACAAAUGUGAAUUAUUGUUUUAUGGAAAAUGUCAAAUUUGAAUCUUGAGCAUUCACUAUAGAUUGUACAAAGAAUAAAAAAUAUGCUAUGUAAUUAAU